ACGUGCCGCAAAGAGACUGGAGAGUGCGUGUGUGAGCCCGGGUACACGGGGAAAAUAUGUGAUUCCUUCUGUCUCCACGAUCUUUUCCAAUUGCGAUGUCAAGGAAAUUGCAAUUGCAAUUGCAGCGGCGAAGGCCAGUGCGACUUUGAAAACAGAAAAUGCACGUGUCUCUCUGGGUGGAUGAGUCCUCAUUGCGAGUCACGUAUGUCUGCAGCUCCAAACCUUUCGACAUUUCCCUUUGUCUCGACAUUCCAUUUGAUCCUUUCCAGCGUGUCCAGAGGAUAUUUUGGAGAGCAAUGUGGGUCGGAAUGUCGUUGUCCCGAUGGGAAUUUCCAGUGUCAUCACAUCAAAGGCUGCACGUGCAAGCCAGGUUUUCAAGGUUUACCGGGUUUCUUUAGUUCGCGGUCCCGUUUCCUUUCUGAUUCCACCGGUUCACUCCUAAGUCCCACCGACAGUGAGAUCCUCGACUCAACCAGCUGGGGAUUGAUCGCUGGCAUUGCAGUGGCGCUCUUCUCCAUCCUAGUGCUGGCUGGCCUCUUGUUCUGGAUAGAACGAAGAGUUGCUCGGGUCAACAAUGCACCUUAUAGCGCUUCCUACAGGAGAGGAAUGCGGGUGGCUGAUAAGGAAAAUAUCGUUUUCUUUCGUCGA
Darwinula stevensoni is the source of this 648-nucleotide messenger RNA. The record is from the annotation of a GenBank genome assembly. NCBI's taxonomy places the organism in Eukaryota, Metazoa, Arthropoda, Ostracoda, Podocopida, Darwinulidae.